This is a messenger RNA of Cucumis melo (muskmelon), 1669 nucleotides long. Its product is annotated as O-fucosyltransferase 13. Gene Ontology annotation, cellular component: cytoplasm. The record is from RefSeq and is a predicted model, not a curated record. The transcript is spliced from 6 exons. Bases 180 to 1505 code for a protein of 441 amino acids. Lineage: Eukaryota; Viridiplantae; Streptophyta; Magnoliopsida; Cucurbitales; Cucurbitaceae.
CCAAAACUUGAACAUCUUUGUUAAAGAUCUGGUCGGUGAAGACGACGAUUAAACUGAGGCCGUGAGAGCGAAGAACGACGUCCUUUCCUUUCCUUGUGAUUCGAUCCUUUCAAGUACGAUAUCUCCCACCUGAUCCGUUCUUUUGGACGGUGAGGAAAAACACUUUUACUGGAUCUGAAAUGUUUCUUGUUUCAGUGAAGCCAUUCUUUAGCGUUCUUCUUGUCACUCUUUCUUUGUCCUUGGCGGUGCUUCUUUUGUCGCCCCCCUCUUCGUUUUUCUCCCCUACUUCAUUCUCUUUUACUAAUGAACGAAGCUACACGGAUAUAUGGAGUGUUCGAAGGAUAGUAGAGUGGAGGCCUUGCAAGUGGUGGCUUCGAGGUCACCUACCUGCUCUACCUGCUGAUAGCAAUGGAUAUAUACGAGUGGAUUGCUAUGGUGGGCUCAAUCAGAUGAGAAGAGAUUUGUGUGAUGGAGUUGGCAUAGCACGGCUGUUGAAUGCAACCCUGGUUUUGCCAAAGUUUGAAGUGGCUGCAUAUUGGAACGAAUCUAGCGGUUUUGCAGAUGUAUUUGAUGUUGACUAUUUCAUUGGUCAGAUGAAUGGUUAUGUGAAAGUUGCCAAAGAGUUACCCCCAGAACUUGCGUCCAAAGAGCCGUAUCAUGUGGAUUGCAGCAAACGCAAAGGACAGUUUGACUAUAUUGAAAGUGUCCUUCCUUCCCUAUUGGAACAUCAUUAUAUUUCAAUAACUCCAGCAAUGAGCCAGAGAAGGGACAGGUAUCCCCAGUAUGCAAAAGCUGCCCUUUGUCAGGUUUGUUACAAUGGUUUACGCCUUGCUAAACCGGUGGAGAAGAAAGCCAGGGAGCUUCUAGAAGCCAUACCAAAACCCUUUCUCUCUCUUCAUCUUCGUUUCGAGCCAGAUAUGGUGGCUUACAGCCAAUGUGAAUAUAAAGGACUAUCUCCUACUUCUCUAGAAGCAAUAGAAGAAACUCGGGGAGAUAGAAAACCAUGGACCGGCGAGUUGGCUGAAAUAUGGAGGAAGAGGGGGAAAUGUCCUCUCACACCCCGUGAGACAGCCCUCAUAUUUCAAGCGCUUCAUAUUCCAACUAACACAAACAUUUACUUGGCUGCUGGUGAUGGUUUGAUGGAGCUAGAAGGCUUUACAUCAGUUUAUACCAAUGUAGUAACUAAGUCUAGUUUCCUCACUAGCGACGAUUUCUCGAGCAUGCAUGGGAACACAAAAGCUGCGCUGGAUUAUUACGUGUCAAUUAACAGUGACUACUAUGUAGCCACGUUCUUUGGAAAUAUGGACAAAAUGGUUGCAGCAAUGCGAGCAUUCAACGGUAAGCAGAGAACGUUGUUCUUAAGUAGACGAGCAUUUGCAGAGUUCACUUACAAGGGGCUUGAGGGGAAGGAGCUAAACCAAGCCUUGUGGAAGACUCAUAGAGAUGAUUUUGCCAUGGGCAGGGGAUCGGCAUUAUCCGACUGUUUUUGUGAGUUCAAAUUGUGAUUUCAAGAAACUCAGAUUUGUUAUUUGUGUAUGUAACCACUUUCCCUUUCUAAUUAAUGCUUUAGUAAAUCUACAAUCUCCAAAUGUUUGAGAAUAGAUUCUUACCAGUUAAAAUUGUAACCCAUCUUUUGAUAAAAGUAGACUACGGUCAUUUUGAUUACAAA